AUGACCCCUCCCGCCAGAGUUCCAAAAGCCAUCAUCUUACUCAUAGAGACUGGGUGCAUGCGGUCAAGCAAGGCUGCAACAUUUGUAACCUGCUGCACGAUGCGGCUUUCACCAGGAGUCGCUGUCCAGCUUGAAAAGUUUGAUCUCGGAAUCAUCAAGGAUACAAGCGGGCGUCGUACAGAGGCAGAGCCUCUGGAUUGCUUUCUUAUAUGGACACAGCUUGCUGUUUCCCAUCAACACCCAAUUCUCAGGAUUAUCUUAGAAGCCAAUGCGUCAAGGGAAGGUUUUGAAGGCCCGAUACCAAUGACAACUAGUGUGACCCUUAUUCAAACGGAUCUCUGUCAUAGCUCUAUCGCAAGCUCUUCGUCCUUACAAGAGGCGCUUGGCCCUUCGAGCGAUUCAGAUACUGCUUGGGAUGUGAUGAGACAUUGGAUCAGUCAAUGCCAGCAAAAGCAUAUUGACCGCGGUCUCCGGCCUUAUGCGGUGGUACCAUGGUAUCCAACUCGACUGCAGGAUUUAGGAGACCCAAAAUCGAUAAGCGUGCCGCGAUUGAUUGAGACGGCAACCAAUUUGCCGAAAGGCCCUUACCUAACAUUUAUACACAGUCUCCCGAGAACAUUCCAAGAUGCAGCGACUGCAACUGGUAACCUGGGCUAUCGGUAUCUCUGGAUUGAUACCGUAUGCAUUGUGCAAGACGAUGAGGAAGACUGGGCCAGAGAAGCGGCUUUAAUGUAUAAAGUGUAUACUACCGCAGAAUGUAACCUUGCCGCGGCAGCUUCACGAGACAGCAGUGGAGGCCUGUUCUUCAAACGUACUGGGUUGCAUGGCCAAUGUGUCGCACAGAACGUGCGGGGGGACGUCAUUGACUGCUUUGCCGACGAUGAACUAUUCCAGAGGGAAAUCAAGCACUCCCCUCUACAGCAGCGUGCAUGGGUGCACCAAGAGUGGUUAAUGUCAAAAAGAACGAUUCACUUCGCCAGAAACCAGGUCUUCUAG
Molecule: messenger RNA, 996 nt
Organism: Fusarium odoratissimum NRRL 54006
Lineage: Eukaryota; Fungi; Ascomycota; Sordariomycetes; Hypocreales; Nectriaceae
Exons: 3
Coding region: 1-996 (331 amino acids)
Source: RefSeq, a predicted model, not a curated record